Photinus pyralis (common eastern firefly) is the source of this 575-nucleotide messenger RNA. It is a transcript of the gene Urm1, whose product is annotated as ubiquitin-related modifier 1. Gene Ontology annotation, molecular function: protein tag activity. Gene Ontology annotation, biological process: protein urmylation; tRNA thio-modification. Lineage: Eukaryota; Metazoa; Arthropoda; Insecta; Coleoptera; Lampyridae. Gene Ontology annotation, cellular component: nucleus; cytoplasm. The transcript is spliced from 5 exons. The record is from RefSeq and is a predicted model, not a curated record. Bases 106 to 417 code for a protein of 103 amino acids.
GGGACGUGAAUUUAGACACAAGUAAACAUGUACAAUUUUUAGGUUAGGUAUUGAAUUUUAAUUUCUCUCCUGAGUUUUGGCCUUUUUUGAUUUAAUAGGAAAGGUAUGUCUGUUGAUACAUUGCCAAUUAGCAUAGGAUUCGGGGGAGGUGCCGAAUUGCUGUUUGGUAACAAGAAAAACUUUGCGAUUUCAUUACCUGUACAAGAAAUUACCAAGUGGCAAAUCUCAGAUCUACUCAAAUGGAUACAGGAUAAUUUAUUAAAGGAAAGACCCGAGUUAUUUAUACAAGACAAUUCAGUGAGGCCGGGUAUACUCGUUUUAAUUAAUGAUGUCGAUUGGGAACUUAUGGACACAAUCAAUUAUGUGAUUCAGCCCAAUGAUGAAAUUGUGUUUAUAUCCACUCUUCACGGCGGAUAGUAGUGAUUUAGUUUUAAUAUGAAAUAUUGAAAUGUUUGUUAUACGUCUUAUUGUUUAGAAUUAAAACCUCUUACUCUGUACAAACACAAAAAAGUGUACUCUUCAAUGAAAGCUAUUGAUUGGCAUUAAAAAAAUAAACUCCCUUUGACCUUGGAGAA